Cuscuta campestris is the source of this 679-nucleotide messenger RNA. The record is from the annotation of a GenBank genome assembly. Lineage: Eukaryota; Viridiplantae; Streptophyta; Magnoliopsida; Solanales; Convolvulaceae.
CUCACAGCCGACCGGCUUGGUUUAGGCUCUCCCUCGGAGUUUGCCCGGCUGAAGAAGGAGAAGGAGGAGAUGGCCCUCAUCUUGAAGAGCCAGGCUGACGAGCUGAUCAGGCUGUCUGGGUUAGCCGGGACCCUGAAGACCGAGAUCUCACAGCUAAAGGAGGAGAAUGGCCGGCUAAUGGAUGAAAUCUCUGAGGCCCAGAGGGAAGCAGCGGAGAAGGAAGAAACCUUCCCCGGGCGUGUUGUCGCCUGGGUUGAAGAGAACAAGGGCGUUGCUGCCCGGGUGAUGACGGCGACUCCAGAGACGACAAAGGAGUCCUUCAGGCUUCUGUACCGGGAGCCUGAAGGAAAGAAGAUGAUUACCGCGAUUGGAUCCUUUGGAUUCAAGAGCGGUCAAAAGAAGGACAGGAUCGCCUCUCACCGGGUGCUGCUCAGGAGAGAUCCAAACUUCAGCGCUGCAUCCUAUGGCCUGGCCCCAAUCCCAGAGGAAGAGCCUACUCCCCCUUUCCCCUUAGACUAGGCCCCCCGGUUGUGCCCGGUUGUUUUUGUAAAAACCUCAACUUGAAAUUUCCCCGGGGAUGCCCGGUGUAGUUGUAAAACAUUUAACAUUCUUAUUUCGUUUGAAUGCCAUGUUUUCUUUUCAUACCGGUUAAUCUUCCACGUCUGAUUGCUUGUCUGAU